Messenger RNA from Hordeum vulgare subsp. vulgare (domesticated barley), 1907 nucleotides. RefSeq names its product cold-responsive protein kinase 1-like. Bases 515 to 1621 code for a protein of 368 amino acids. The record is from RefSeq and is a predicted model, not a curated record. NCBI's taxonomy places the organism in Eukaryota, Viridiplantae, Streptophyta, Magnoliopsida, Poales, Poaceae. The transcript is spliced from 2 exons. Gene Ontology annotation, molecular function: ATP binding; protein kinase activity. Gene Ontology annotation, biological process: protein phosphorylation.
AAUUUACAAAGCGCUGGAUAUGCUUGUAGUUCGGUAGGCGGCCGUCUAAUGAUUCGUGUGAAAGCUCCUGUAUGUACUGCAGGUCAACUGAUCAACAAGCCGGCCAUCUGAAAUGAGAACUGCCUACCUGUCAUUGUUGUCAACGUCAAAGAUACACGGUCGCGGGACCAAUUGAUCUAGCGCACCAGCAAACAAAGCAGAAUACGCAUAGCAGGCUGCUGGAUGCUGCCUCCGUUCAUACACAACACCUCCAACCUCCUAGCUAGGCAUCAUUUUCUGUCGCUCCCCCUCUCCCUCGGACGGUUAGUGCGAGGGAGCUUCGUAUUAUUACAUUCGACUUUUCCGAUGCGGCACAACCAGCUUCUUCUUCUUCUCCAUGUUUGAUCAAUCACCACCACCGGCUUCUUCUUCUUCUUCUUCUUCUUCUUCUUCUUCUUCUUCUCCAUACAGGAGUUAGUCUGAUCCUAAGCUAGGAAGAAACUCUCUCUGGUGCCGUGUGUUUAUAUGAGUCGCCAUGCCUUGUUGCUGCUGCUGCUUCCGUGUUUCCAGCAAGAAAGAGAAACACGCCUCCGGUCUCUACUCCCGUUCCAUGGGCAGACUGUCAUCUGAGAAGAAGAUCAGGCUCUUCUCCUACGCGGAGCUGCGGUCGGCGACCAACAACUUCCACCGGAGCAACAACAUCGGCCGAGGCGGCUUCGGCACCGUCUACAAGGGCGCGCUGCGGGACGGCGGCGGCGACGUGGCGGUCAAGGUGCUGUCCGCGCACUCCCGGCAGGGCACCACGGAGUUCCUCACCGAGAUCGACGUCAUCGCCAACGUGGAGCACCCCAACCUGGUGUCCCUCCUGGGCUGCUGCGUGGAGGGCCGCCACCGCAUCCUCGUCUACGAGCAUCUCCGCAACGGCAGCCUCCACGGCGCCCUCCUCGCCUCCGCCGGUGACCCCGCCAGGCUCACCUGGGGGAUCAGGCGCGGCGUCUGCGUCGGCGUCGCCAGGGGCCUGGCGUUCCUGCACGAGGAGAUGGCGUCCGGCCCCAUCGUGCACAGGGACAUCAAGGCCAGCAACGUCCUCCUCGACGCCGGCUACGGCGCCAAGAUCGGCGACUUCGGCCUCGCCAAGCUCUUCCCGGACGCCGCCACACACGUCAGCACCCGCGUCGCGGGGACCACGGGGUACCUCGCGCCGGAGUACGCGCUGUACGGCCAUCUCACCAAGAAGGCCGACGUCUACAGCUACGGGGUGCUGCUGCUGGAGACCGUCACCGGCAAGAGCAGCUCCAGGAGCCUCCAUUUAUCCGACGAGGGGGACAAGGUGCUGGUGGAGAGGGUGUGGGAGCUCUACGAGGCCGCCAACCUCAGGGAGAUGAUCGAUCCGGCCAUGGAAGACGGGUGCAAUGAGGAGGAGGCUGUGAGGUACAUGAAGGUGGCGCUGCUGUGCACGCAGGCGACGCCGCAACGGCGGCCGUCGAUGCCGCAGGUGCUGGAGAUGCUGGAGAGGGAGGAUGUCCGGGUGAGGGAGAAAGAGCUCACGCCGCCGGGCUACGUCGUCAGGGACAACAAGGACAGCCACUCCACGUCCAUGCUCGUUGCUUCGCACACCCUGACGGAGCUGGCGCCAAGGUGAAGAAGAGCAACUAGGCACAAGGUUCGUCCGUUCGAGUAACUGAGUAGCUAGUAGUAGAAUUGAACUGACAAUCUGAGGCAUCAGCCAGACUGGCAGAGAGUCUAGCAGUCCUUGCCAUGAACGAUGCCACCAUUGUUCUUCCCAAAGGGUAAGUGCUUACUCUCCAGGUGCGUGGCAGUCCGGCCAUAAUGUUUCUCAAUGGUAAUUUUAGUCAUUCAAGGAUGGCAAAUUUGAGUGAUACACGCCAAAUUUUUGUUGAAAAUAAAUUGAAGCAUUAAAGUUGUCA